GUCCCGCCCCUUUUUCUUUGUUAUUUAAAGAAGCAAAAUGCCAACGCGGACCUCUGUUCUGAGAGCUGUUCUGUGGGAAGGAGGAUCGUUCUGCUGUCAGAGAGCUGCCAUCAGAAAUCGGCCAUGAUGCUGCUGAGUUCACUGGCGUACCUGUACUUCCUGGCUGCCGCUGCUCUUGCCGUCCCUGCUCAGGAGAAGCGGGUCCAUCACCAGGCCGGUCUGAGCGACCACGUCCACGACGACAGUCAGAACUACCAGUACGACCAUGAGGCCUUCCUGGGCAAAGAGGAAGCCAAAACAUUCGACCAGCUGACCCCCGAGGAGAGCAAAGACCGACUAGCGAAGAUCGUGGACCGGAUCGACACGGACAAGGACGGCUACGUCACCCACCCAGAGCUGCACCAGUGGAUCAAACACAGGCAGAGGAGGUACAUCGAAGAGAACGUCAACAAGCACUGGAAGGACUACGACCAGAACCGGGACGACAAGAUCGCCUGGGAGGAGUACAAGAACACCACCUACGGCUACUACCUGGGUGAGGAGUUCAGUGACGUUGAGGACAAAGACACGUAUAAGUCCAUGCUGGCCCGGGACGAGAGACGCUUCAAGGCGGCCGACAAAGAUCGUGACGGCAUCGCCACGCGCGAGGAGUUUACUGCCUUCCUGCAUCCUGAGGAGUUCGACUAUAUGAAGGACGUAGUGGUGCAGGAAACUAUGGAGGACAUCGAUAAGAACGGUGACGGAAAGAUCAACCUCCACGAGUAUAUUGGUGACAUGUACACACCGGAGGACGGCGAGUCGGAGCCUGACUGGGUCCAGACCGAGAGGAAACACUUUGGAGAAUUCAGAGACGUCAACAAGGACGGCUACCUGGAUGCUAACGAAGUGGCCCAGUGGGUUCUACCAGGAGAGGUGGACCAUGCUGACAACGAGGCCAAGCAUCUGAUCCACGAGACCGACACAAACAAGGACGAGAAAAUCACCAAGAAGGAAAUUCUGGCCAAUUGGAACAUGUUUGUGGGCAGCCAGGCGACCAAUUAUGGUGAAGAUUUAACAAAGAAACAUGACGAACUUUGAUGAAGUCUCUUUUGGACGUUUGGGGGUGGGGAAGUAGGGUGGGUUAGACUGGGUUCACUUAAGUCUCUAAAUUUUUGACUCGUUAUUAUGCUGCAGUCUUGGUUAAUCAUGCCCCUUUAUUCAUGUAUGGAAGGUUUGCAACUAGAGAUGCACUGAGGAAUCAGCAGAUAUGAGCAGUAACCUGGUGGUCACUCAAAAAUCCUGCUUUUUUUUUUUUUUUACCCUGAUCAGGGAUUGAACCUUGCUAAGCACUACCAGGUCUCAUUGAUGCUCUUUGUUGUGGAUGUACUUACUGAGAGAAGACUGGUUCUUAUGUUCCUUAUGUUUUAAAUUAUUGCCAACUUCAAGAAGGAGCCAGCAGUUUGAGCAGAUAACAGGAAGGCUGCACUAGUAAAGUGGUGUUUCAGCUCAUGUUGCAGAACAUGCUGGCUUUGGAAAUGUUGGCAAGCUUUUGGAAAUCUCUGUGAUCAGGUAAAGAUCUGCAUUCUCUAAAGAAAAGACACAGAUGGUUGUUUUUGGCAUGAGAUGCAAAAAGACACUAAAUGUGAAUUCUUUCUUCUUACAACCCUGUUUUCUAGGAACUGUUCUCUCAGGGUGACGUUGCCUUUGCAUGUUCUUAAUGACUGCUCAAGGCAGGAAAGCUAAACUCAAAAUCAUUCAUACCCUUGUCAGAACUCUCAGGGUCUUUUCUUCCUGAAAUGAGGAAAAUGACUCAAAUCCAGGAUGAGUGGAUGCUGCUGGUCAAUCUGCUGGGUUUCCUAGGAAACUGUUCAAAUAAAAAAAAUGAACUUGGCUGCAUUGUUUGACCAGAAUCAGAUUAGGAUAUCCACUUGAUUUGCCCCCACCCCCCAAAAAAGUCAAUUCAUUCCAAUCACACAGAUGGACUCAGAGUUCUUGAGGUGAUAUGUUGAGAAUUGGUGCCAUUGAAUUGAAUCAAUGUUAAUGUUAAAGGUGUUCCAGUUUGGGGAAAAAAUCUGACCUUUUUACAUCUUGAAAACUUUGAUCCUUCUCAAAAACUGUAAAAAUCCUCAUUUCCAUUAUAGCAGUCAGACCCAUCUUAUAAAAACUGAGCAGCUUUUUGCAUAUUUUCUCUGGUAUUUUGAUAAUUGUUGAAAGGCUUUAGAGUUGGACUGUUUACUGACCUUCACCUUCAUCUUUAACUCCCUUCAUAGAUUCUAUCAAUGCUGCCUCUCUGGCUGGGCCACUACAAAAUCUUAAUAUUACCCCCAAUCAGAUGAAACAUGUUAAUAAAAUCCCCAAAACAUUGUUCCUCCUGGAAGAAACCUUCUGCCAGGAGUAUGAAUAAUGAUGGUCUUAACUGUAUUCCUUCCUUGAACAACAGAUGAAAUCUAUCUCUGCAUUCUGAUUGGUGCAUCUCUUCUUGCAGCUUCCUGAUGCGUGCUACAGGAAACAGUCACAUACUGUGUAUGUCAGGAUGGUAACGCUGACAAACCUUUCUGGGCUUUUACACUUUUCUUUUUUUAUUCGCUUGGGUUAUCAGAUGCUCACACAACACACCGAGGUUGUAAUGUCAGGUUAGGCGAUUUGAGUGGAUUCUAAUAGGAAACAAUGUUCAGAAGAGAAGAAAUAAUUUCUAUUAAAAUGUGACUUUAACAAGUUUAGCCAUCAAAAGGGAAGAAAUUGGGGAGGGGGGGAAGAGGUCAAGGAUGGACUUUGUUACAGAAUUUUUAUAGUUUGACAAUUAAAGCCUUUUUGUACAAA
Messenger RNA from Gambusia affinis (western mosquitofish), 2799 nucleotides. RefSeq names its product reticulocalbin 3, EF-hand calcium binding domain (gene rcn3). Lineage: Eukaryota; Metazoa; Chordata; Actinopteri; Cyprinodontiformes; Poeciliidae. The transcript has 8 exons. Gene Ontology annotation, molecular function: calcium ion binding. Bases 124 to 1077 code for a protein of 317 amino acids. The record is from RefSeq and is a predicted model, not a curated record. Gene Ontology annotation, cellular component: endoplasmic reticulum.